Molecule: messenger RNA, 1464 nt
Organism: Carya illinoinensis
Lineage: Eukaryota; Viridiplantae; Streptophyta; Magnoliopsida; Fagales; Juglandaceae
Exons: 2
Coding region: 1-1464 (487 amino acids)
Source: RefSeq, a predicted model, not a curated record
AUGAGGUCUUACACUAUCAUGAGAAAUGGGAGGGGUAAUCCUAAACCAGAGAGGCAGAUUACAGCUUUUGGUAAUGCUGUUAAUGAUUGUGAACUGAGGGAUUUGGGAUUCAUAGGCCAGAAAUUCACUUGGAGCAAUUGUCAGGGGGGUGGGCAGUGUGUUUUGGAGAGGUUAGAUAGGGCCCUAGUGAAUGACCCAUGGGGUAGUCGAUUUCCUUUUGCCUCUGUUGUUCAUGGCCUGGCUACUUAUUCGGACCAUGUCCCAAUUUGGAUAAGUACUGACUCUGAGGAGGGUUUUGUCAAGAACAAGAAUCUUUUCCGGUUUGAACCUAUGUGGGUUGGGGAAAAGGGCUGUGAUGAUAUUAUUGCUAGUAUUUGGCGGACGGGUGGGUCAGUUAGUUGUAUGGAUUCUGCGGUUGAUUUCAUUGAGGAUAGUGGAGUUAAUUUAAAGAGGUGGAAUUCCAAUUCUUUUGGGAAUGUUCAAAAGAAAUUGGUUAUGGCCAAACGGCAGAUGACUUUGUUAUAUGAGAAAGACCCACUGGGAACUGAUAAGGAGGCUCAUUAUGAGGCUCGUGAAAAGGUGCAAAAGUGGAUGGAAAGGGAUGAGUUGAUGUGGAAACAAAGGUCAAAAGUGUUGCGGUUGAAAGAGGGAGAUUCCAAUUUGAAAUACUUUCAUAUGAAGGCUUCUCAAAGGCGUCGAAAGAAUAGGUUAGUGAGAAUCAAGGAUGGUAAUGGGUCUUGGCAUACUGGUGAUCAGAGAGACCGGGUUAUUGUUAGCUAUUUUGAAGAUCUUUUUAGAAGUUCCAAUCCCAAUGGUUCUCUUGACUUUUUGAGGUCCCUUACUGGUAAAAUUACUGCAUCAAUGAAUGAAGAUCUCUGUAAAGUCUAUAUUGAGCCUGAGGUGUCUGCUGCUUUGUCACAAAUGCAUCCUCAAAAAGCCCCUGAUAAUGUGCUGAUAGCUUAUGAAUUGAUUCAUUUUCUUAAGCAUAAAAGGAGAGGGAAGAAGGGUUAUAUGUCAGUCAAAUUGGAUAUGAGUAAGGCGUAUGAUCGGGUUGAAUGGGGUUUUAUUAGGGCUGUUAUGAAUAGGAUGGGGUUUGAGAAGACUUUUACAGAUCUGGUCAUGUCUUGUAUCAGUUCAGUUUCUUACUCAGUUUUAAUUAAUGGGGUUCCUAAAGGACCUAUUGUGCCUAGUAGGGGACUGAGACAAGAGGAUCCAUUAUCCUUCUAUCUCUUUCUCCUUUGUACAGAAGGGCUGAUUGCUCUACUGAAAGAGGCUGAGACAAGAAAACAGAUUUCAGGGAUUAAAAUCUGCCACGAGGCACCAAAAAUUACUCAUCUGCUCUUUGUAGAUGAUAGUUUGAUUUUUUGCAAGGCAGCGGUGGAGGAAGUCAGAAGAUUACAAGCUCUUUUAGCCACUUAUGAAAGUGUGUCGGGUCAGAAGAUUAAUAAAGAAAAAACUAGUUAG